Caenorhabditis sp. 36 PRJEB53466 is the source of this 389-nucleotide messenger RNA. Lineage: Eukaryota; Metazoa; Nematoda; Chromadorea; Rhabditida; Rhabditidae. The record is from the annotation of a GenBank genome assembly.
AUGACCACCGACGAGGAUGCCAAUCUGCUCGUCUAUCAGCCUACAGUUGGAGAGAUCAUUCUCGCCAUGCUCAACUACACCGACGGAGAAGUUCUAUCGCAACGCAUUCCGAACGUCACCAUCUCGGAACUUCGCGAUGUUCACUGCGGACUAGACGCCAUCGCGAAAAUCAUCAUAACCUGUCCAAGAUUCUGUACCGGAGUCCGCCGCCAGAGCGCUUUUUGUAAGUGGAACAAGAGAAAUUAGAAGAAAAGAAUUUGAUACUUGUGAAUUUCUAAACAUUUGUAAACGCAAUUGAAUGAAUUUCAGGGAUAAUUUGGGAGCUGUGUGGCAAUGGAAUGACAACCAGCGAGCUGGAAUCGACCUGCUGCCCCCCGUACACACCAUAG